AUGUGGGGCGGGCGGCGGCAGCGGCCGGGGCCCAGCGGGGUGGAGGAGCUGCGGGCCCGGCGGCGGGAGCGGGAGGCAGCCCUGCGCAGGGCCCGGCGGCAGGAGCAGCUGCUCAGCAAGAGGCUGCUGCGGGAGCACAGCGCCGCGGGGCUCGGCCGGGGCGGAGCAGAGCCCACGCCCGCCCCUCUCUCCGAGGAUGAGCUGCUGGAGCUGCUGCGAGGGCUGCGGAGGGGCUCAGAGGACAGGAGGCACUGCCUGUGCCGCCUGCGCCAUGCCCUGCGGCACAAGGAGAGCCAGCGGAGCUUCCUCAGGCUGGAUGGCAGCAUCCAGACCCUGGUGGGGCUGUUCACCAGCAGCCUGGGGGAGCUGCAGCUGGGGGCUGCCCGCUGCCUGCAUGAGCUGUCCUGUGGAGACCCCCCCGUGGCCGAGGCCUGCCUGCCCCUCACCCCAUACCUGCUCACCUACCUUGCAGGGCACAGCCUGGAGCUGACGGAGCUGUGUCUGUACACCCUGGGGAACCUGGUGGUGGAGAGCCAGGCUGUGAGGAGACAGCUCCUGCUGCAGGGCAUCAUCCCAGUGCUGGCCUCCUGCAUCCAGUCCCCCCAUGAGGCAGUGCUGGAGGGUCUGGGCUAUGUCCUCUCUCAGCUGCUCCAAGCCAAGGAAGCUCCCAUGGAGAUCAUUCCGCUGGUGCUGAGCUCUGCCCUGCCCCAGCAGAUGCUUUGCAGGCUGCAGGGGGGGCUGGGGGCUGGGGCAGGAGCUGCUGUGGAGUUUGCUUGGUGCCUGCACUACAUCACCUGCAGCCACACAGCCAACAGGGAGCUGCUGGCCCUGGGGGCUCUGCCUGUCCUCAGCCAGCUGCUGCUGGACCUGGCCACAGACCUCCCCCCAGAGGCUCCCGAGGGGCUGGAGCUGCUGGUGUCCCCGGUGCUGCGGUGUCUCAGCAGCCUGCUGGCCGAGCAGAGUGGUGCUGAGGGGCAGCCCCAGGACCAUCGCCUGCUGGUGGCUCUCUUCCUGCUGCUGCAGAGCUUCCAGCCCCAGCAGCCCUUCGUGCUGCAGGAGGGGCUCUGGCUGCUCAACAACCUCACAGCUCAGGAGCCCUUCUUCUGCUCUGCUCUGCUCUGCCUGGACCUGCUGCCAGCCCUGCUGCAGCUGCUGCCCUGUUCCCAGCUGGGCAGCCUGCUGGUCCUGACGGUGCUGUGCAACGUGGCAGAGAAGGGCCCAGCCUACUGCCAGCAGCUGCACCAGCAGCAGGCCCUGCCCCUGCUGCUGCCCACCCUGCUGCUGCCUGACCCCAGCCUAGUGGGGCAGUGCCUGGAGCUGCUGCACCUCCUCUUCCUGCACUGGCCAGAGGCUGCUGAGGACUUCGUCAGGCAAGGUGGGCACCAGGCUCUGGAGCGGCACCAGAGCAGCUCAGAGCUCCAGGAGAGGGCAAGAGCA
Messenger RNA from Indicator indicator, 1437 nucleotides. RefSeq names its product transmembrane and coiled-coil domains 6 (gene TMCO6). The transcript is spliced from 12 exons. NCBI's taxonomy places the organism in Eukaryota, Metazoa, Chordata, Aves, Piciformes, Indicatoridae. The annotation marks the transcript as partial. Gene Ontology annotation, molecular function: protein binding. The record is from RefSeq and is a predicted model, not a curated record.